CACGCGGAUGACAUUAUGCCAGUCUUGAGCUUUUUAGAUAUAUAAAUUCUUGCAUGAAUCAGUAACUCGAGAAUAUUGAAACUUCAAAGCUCACGAUGGCAAGGCUUCUUGGAAUACUGGCUUUUCUUUGCAUACUUGGAAAACUCGCUGCUCUUGGUGAUGAAAACAGUCCAAAGGUAGUGGUCUUCGGUGAGGGCGACUUUGAAGUGAAGUCUGAUGAGGGAGCCCGAGACAGCCUCGUGUGGCAAGCAACAAAAGGCCAAAAGCCCGUUGCAUUAAGGAUUGAAGACCGCAAGUGCCAGUGCUCUGGAACGUCUUGCAAUUGCUGCGCUAAAAUCAAUCUCGUGAUUUCUACAAUGAGUGUCUGUGCAGGCUUCACUUUUAACCCCAGUGCAAAGACGUUGGAUUUCACGGUAACAGUGGAUGGCAUAGUGGUGUUCAAAAAGACUAUUUCAGUUGACAAGCCUGUAAAGUACUGUCGCGACUUUCCAAUCGGAGGCAAGAAUGCUAACAUUUGUCUCGGACUAUCGGAUAUAUCCUUCAAAGAAGGUCACACUGGUGCUUGCAUCUACAUCGAGAUCAACUAUAAGUUUAUUCACUGGAAACAAGACCUGGGUUGUAUCUAUGAAGUUGUUCAGCCCAUCAACAACACAAAGCUCAAAGCUAUCAGUUUCUUUAAGAAAUAGUUAAAUUGCUUGCAUCACCUUUGGGUUAAACCUUAAAACAAAGCAAUUUGUGAUUCGCUAGUUGUGUUUUAGUUCCUAAUAAUAGUCUGUAAUAUUGAGUUAAAACUUGAAAGUCAAAUAAAAGGGAUCAAGAACGCAUCGAGAAUUUUAUAAAAAAUAAAACAAUUGGACGUGAAAUUUUGUAGUUUACUACUUUUUUCGUUCCAAAAAUUUGCAUUUAGAUAAAAUGAAAUAAAACUGUCUCCAUGGAA
Messenger RNA from Actinia tenebrosa (Australian red waratah sea anemone), 937 nucleotides. RefSeq lists its product as uncharacterized. The record is from RefSeq and is a predicted model, not a curated record. NCBI's taxonomy places the organism in Eukaryota, Metazoa, Cnidaria, Anthozoa, Actiniaria, Actiniidae.